AUGUGUCGAGUGGUCCAGAAACAGCAUCCGCCGCGAGAUGAAUCAAGUAACGAGUACGUCACAGAAUGGCAAUGGGAAUCAUGGCCUAUAAAACAAGAAUCUCUGGAACAAGAGGGAAGAUCACCAAUAGCAAGAUUAAACGUUGCUUUAUGGAAAGAUAAAACGAGUUGGUACCUGUUCGGUGGAAAACCUGUACGUAACGAAUUAAAUAAAAUAUAUUCGGAUGUAUGGAAAUACACGGUUAAAACGAGAUCAUGGACAAGACUCAUACCAUCACAAUCGGAUAAUAUAAAAAAAAAAAAAACUCUUCUCCCGACGAAAAAAACCGACGGGAAAUCAUCAUCGACAUCUUUCACUCAGGAUUAUUUUAUUAAUACCGAAUUAGGAAACGAUAAAAUAUUUUUAUGCGGUGGCGGUGGGAGUGGGGGUGACGGUGGUGGAAGUUCAGUAAAAAAAAAAAAGAAAACAAUGAAAGAUGAAAAAGGAGGAGGAGAAGAAGAAGAAGAACUUAAAUCUUUGGCUAUUUAUUCUCCAAAAGUAUUAAAAUCGAACACGGUUUGGCAAAUCGAUUUGAAAAAUACAAUUUGGACCGCAUACGUUUGUUGCUGUGACGUCAGCAACAAUUCAAAUAUUAUGACGUCAGAGAAAAAAUCUCCUCCCGUGAAAAAAUUAAACACUUCGGAUAUAUAUGAUAAAAUUAACGAAGCAGAAGAUGAAAACGAAGAGGAAACAAAUAACGGACACGUUAAUAAUAAUAAUAAUAAAAAGAAAACGAUUAAUCAAAAAAAAACCGUUGAAAAUAUCAAUAAUAAUAAUAAUAAAAGAAUUAAAAAAAACGUUAAAAUUUUUCCUAACGAAACAUCAACGACGGAAAAAGAAUCGAAUUUGACAGAUCACGUGAUAUCUAAAAAAGAAAAAUAUAAUUUGAAAUUAAAUGAAAUUAAUAAUAAAUUGAAAAAAAUUGAUGAUGAUAAUAAUGAUAAUGGGAAAAAAAAUGUCGUAGAACAAACCGUAAUAAAACCUAAAAUAUCAUCAGAAUAUUGUCCAGAAUUCAUGGAGGAAAGUGAAACCGUUACUUGGUGUAAUAAUAAUAAUGAUAUUAUUAUAACGGCCGAUAUAAGUUCUCCAAAAAUUAUUUUAUGGAUUUUUAAUUUAACAACGAGUCAUUGGUAUUCAACAUUAGUCGAGAUACCCGAUAACAUCGAUUGGCCGAUUUGUUCGGAUUCUUUUCGUUAUUCCGGAAACGGAAAUGAAGUUUACAUAAUAUGUCAAUCUUAUAAUAAUAAAAAAUUUAAAAAUUAUUCAAAUAAAAAAAAUAAUAAUAAUAAUACAUUCGAUGAUAAUUAUGCAUAUAAAUCAAUUUACCGUUUGAAACAAGAAGUGAAUAAUAAUAAUAAUAAUAAUAAUACGUUGGAAUAUUUGGGUGAAAUACAAAUGAAUUCAUUUUUUAAUACGUUGGAAGGACAAAAAGUUUGGGAAAAAGAAGAAAAUUCAUCGUUGGAAAUAAUAAAUAGUCUUUUUACAAACGAAACCAUUAUAAUAUUGAGUUAUUUGGAUAAUGUCGACAUUUGGAUUAUUAAUAAAACAACCGGAAAUGACGUAGUUUUUAAAAACAUCGAUAAAAUAUGGAGAGGUUCGGCAUUGAAAUGGUUUAAAAAAUACAACGGUGCUUUGUACAAUAUACAAUUUGUAACGGAAAACGGUGAUUCGGACACCAUUUUAAUGGUUAAUCCAAGGUACAUAGAGGCAAACGAUUAUUGGCCGAGAGAUAGAGGAAGGGAAAAUUUUGAAAACGUUGAAGAAAAUCGUACGAGAGAACAAAAUUUAACUUACGAGCUUUUGCAAUCGGAUUAUAAAACUCCAGGAGAGGAAACUCAAAUUUAUUCAUACAGUUUUAAAGUAUUAACUUUUUUCGGAGUUAGUUUGGCCAUAUUUAGUGUUUUCGGUUUUAUAUUAUUUUUAAAAAGAUGCGUUACAUGUCCGUCACAAUUUAGAUCACAAAAUGAAUGUCAUAAAUCUCCAGCCGUUAUAAGAUAUUCUGUAAUUCCGGAUGAUUUGCUAUAUCCGGUUGCGUAA
Molecule: messenger RNA, 2076 nt
Organism: Pediculus humanus corporis (human body louse)
Lineage: Eukaryota; Metazoa; Arthropoda; Insecta; Psocodea; Pediculidae
Exons: 6
Coding region: 1-2076 (691 amino acids)
Molecular function (GO): protein binding
Source: RefSeq, a predicted model, not a curated record